This is a messenger RNA of Giardia duodenalis, 777 nucleotides long. Its product is annotated as Cytochrome b5-like Heme/Steroid binding domain-containing protein. Bases 1 to 777 code for a protein of 258 amino acids. The record is from RefSeq and is a predicted model, not a curated record. Gene Ontology annotation, molecular function: heme binding. The transcript has a single exon. NCBI's taxonomy places the organism in Eukaryota, Fornicata, Diplomonadida, Hexamitidae. Gene Ontology annotation, cellular component: membrane; intracellular membrane-bounded organelle.
AUGGAGUCCGUAUCUAUGUCAAAGGACGUACUAAUCGUUGGCUCUGACGGAGUAGAAGUUAUAGUUCCAAAGCAGCUUGUGGCAUGCUCCUUAGUUUUGCGGCGACAAUCCAUUUUGGGACCCAUUACAAUGUCAUACACUGGAAAAGAGCUGUCCAGUGCAAUAGCUACUUACAUGGAAUGUUUCUUGGCAGGGAAGCACCAGCAAAUGGACCCUAGGGAGGCUGAAAUAUUAGAGGAAAUGGGCCUGGGAGACGCGUCUACAGAGCAGCAACAGCAACAACACACCUGCCAAGCCACAGAUCGGGAACCCAGCACUGGACAGAGAUAUUCACUUGGAGGUUGUCCCUAUCACCACCAGACCCAGGAGAUUACGUCAUAUAAUGUUAACGAUGCUAACGACAUGGCGGAUGUAACCAAUUUACCGACGAUCACACUGGAAGAAUUUCUGGCCAAUGAUGGGUCCGAUGGCCGCAGACUUUGGAUCUUGAUAGACACAAUAGUAUUUGACGUGACAGAGUACCUUAAUAAGCACCCUGGCGGAAGGGUUCCAUUGCUAAAUGGAGCCGGGAAGGACUCGACGCUGCAGUUCUAUCAGCAUCAUGGCCGCAAGGGCAACACUAGACCGUUAUUUAACCGCCUCAGAUGCUUGGCAACGGGCCGUAUGGACUCGUCCGACCUUCAGCGUGUGCCUGGAUAUCAAAAGAUGAAUGUAGAGGAGUGUGGUAAUUCCUCCCUUAGAAAGCAGUUCCUUCAGUAUUUUCAUGUUGUAGAAUGA